Molecule: messenger RNA, 1978 nt
Organism: Olea europaea var. sylvestris
Lineage: Eukaryota; Viridiplantae; Streptophyta; Magnoliopsida; Lamiales; Oleaceae
Product: uridine-cytidine kinase C-like
Exons: 9
Coding region: 421-1557 (378 amino acids)
Cellular component (GO): cytoplasm
Molecular function (GO): ATP binding; kinase activity
Source: RefSeq, a predicted model, not a curated record
AAACACUUGAAUUUCUCUUUCCCUUCCUUCCACAGGGACCAAACAGCUUAAACCAACUCUGCUCAAAGACAAAAAUAUCAAACAACCUUAUUAAUGACUCGUACCAAAUAAUAUGCUCAAAUUUCAUCUUGAUUCUGUCGGCUAGCAAAUUUUCCCGAACCCAUUAUUAUUCCACAAUUUCUCUGAGAAAAACUGCAAGUCUUCUCUAGAGCGGUAGUCUAAUCAGAAUUGAACUCGAGGUUUGAAGAUUCAGAAUUUCUGGGAAAAGAUUAUGUUGCCCAGUAUCUCACCAAGGAUUUCUAUAUUUGUCUUUCCAUUAUUGGUGCACUAUGACAUUAAUUUCCACAUCUAAAAAAUAUGACCUAUGCCAACACUUCCACAAAUGUGGGAUGAUCCGUGCAGUUCGUUAAAAGCUUCAGCAUGACUCAGGAGAUUCCUAAUAUUGAAUCCCCAAGGAGACGAUCAGGUCUACUAAGAGAUCAAGUUCAGCUGGUUAAAAGAAAGGAUUCUGAUCGUUAUGAGAUUGUUCCAAUUCAAGAUACUCUAUCAUUUGAGAAGGGUUUCUUUGCUGUUGUUCGGGCAUGCCAGUUGUUGGCUCAGAAAAAUGAUGGGAUGGUAUUAGUCGGGGUUGCAGGUCCCUCGGGGGCUGGAAAGACAGUUUUCUCUGAGAAGAUCCUCACCUUUAUGCCAAGCAUUGCUGUUAUAAAUAUGGAUAACUACAACGAUGCAACUCGUAUAAUCGAUGGCAACUUUGACGAUCCUCGCUUGACAGACUAUGACACACUGCUUGAGAAUAUCCACGGUUUGAAAGAAGGGAGGCCUGUCCAAGUCCCAAUUUAUGAUUUUAAGACUAGCUCUCGAGUUGGUUACAGGACUGUAGAAGUUCCCAGCUCCCGCAUUGUUAUUAUUGAAGGGAUAUAUGCCUUGAGUGAGAAAUUGCGUCCUUUGAUAGAUCUUCGCGUCUCUGUUACUGGUGGAGUGCACUUUGACCUUGUCAAACGAGUUAUGAGGGACAUUCAACGCGCUGGACAAGAGCCCGAGGAGAUAAUUCAUCAGAUAUCAGAAACGGUGUAUCCUAUGUACAAGGCUUUCAUUGAGCCAGAUCUACAAACAGCACAUAUCAAAANUGUUAACAAAUUCAACCCGUUCUCUGGAUUUCAAAAUCCCACAUAUGUUUUAAAGUCAACGAAGCUGGUGACCGUGGAUCAAAUCAAGGCUGUUCUUUCAGAAGAUUGCAGAGAAACUACAGAGGAAACGUAUGAUAUAUAUCUUCUACCACCUGGUGAAGAUCCAGAAGCAUGCCAAUCAUAUUUGAGAAUGAGGAACCGGGAUGGAAAAUACAAUCUCAUGUUUGAGGAAUGGGUCACGGAUAGCCCCUUCAUUAUAUCACCAAGAAUUACUUUUGAAGUCAGUGUGCGCCUUCUCGGGGGUUUGAUGGCAUUAGGGUAUACAAUUGCAUCCAUCCUGAAAAGAAGCAGCCAUGUCUUCGUAAAUGAUAAAGUUUGUGUAAAGAUUGAUUGGCUGGAGCAACUGAACCGCAAGUAUGUCCAGGUAUGAAACCUGUAUGUUGGUUAUUCCGUGCAAUGUCUAGCACUUGAUUAUCUAGUUACAAAACUCCAAUAUCUUCUCAUAUUCAAUUUUUUUCAGUCUGAUGUGAUGAAAUUCUAAUUUAAAAGGUCCCCAGAUAAAAAAUCCUGUUUUUUUACGGCUAGAGUUGAGACCAUUCAGAAAAGUUUGUCUAUUUGAGGCAUGCUUACUCAUCAUUAAAUAUGAACUAUCUUCUUUUUUGUAAAACAGUUAUAUGCCACUGCUUAAUUAUUGAUUUUGAAGCAUAUCAAGCUAUGGCAAACAAUGAAAGGAGAUAUGGAUUGAGUAAUAUUCUUGAAGAAGUUUAAUUCACCUAAGAACUAUCUUCUGUUUGGAGGCACUAAAUAGGGGAACACACCCUCAUAGAAAUUUUAAGGAACAAUUUGUCACU